Megalops cyprinoides (Indo-Pacific tarpon) is the source of this 2633-nucleotide messenger RNA. It is a transcript of the gene ccdc12, whose product is annotated as coiled-coil domain containing 12. Gene Ontology annotation, cellular component: U2-type spliceosomal complex; post-mRNA release spliceosomal complex. Bases 64 to 555 code for a protein of 163 amino acids. The transcript is spliced from 7 exons. The record is from RefSeq and is a predicted model, not a curated record. Lineage: Eukaryota; Metazoa; Chordata; Actinopteri; Elopiformes; Megalopidae.
UCUGCUCUGUGACUGAAUCGACACAGUGCCCUGCUGGUUGGUAGCUAACACAACGCAAAGGACAUGGAGAAAGCAGUUGGAUCACUGCAAGAACAGGCACUUAAGAGAAAGGAAAGAUUGAAGGCGUUGAGAGGCAGACAGCUUCAUGGGAGAGAUCCAGAUGAUGGAGAGCCAGAGAGGAAGAGAGCGGCAGAGGAGGCAGAGUCUGAGGAGAAACACAGAGAGCUGAAGUUGAGGAAUUAUACACCAGAAGAUGAGGAGCUGAAGGAGAGACAAGUGCCAAAGGCUAAACCUGCAUCAGUUGAGGAGAAAGUGAAGGACCAGCUAGAGGCAGCAAAUCCUGAGCCUGUCAUUGAGGAAGUGGAUCUGGCUAACCUUGCCCCCAGAAAGCCUGACUGGGAUCUGAAGAGGGACGUGGCCAAGAAGCUGGAGAAGCUGGAGAAGAGAACGCAGAGAGCCAUCGCUGAGCUCAUCCGUGAGCGUCUGAAAGGCAGUGAGGAAGAGUUAGCCGGAGCGGUUGGAGCAGUUGGAGUGGAGGAAGGAGACUCGGACUAAUCCCGGAUUAGCCUGCAACAUCCUUCAUUCCCGGUCACCAUCCAGAAGCCAGCAAGCCCUCUUGCAGUUGCUUGACCCGUGGGCAUUGUUUGGUGUAGUUGGCCUGCGUCUGGGGGCAAGCUGAGACCAAACAAAUCUGAUUCUGUUUGUUUGAAGUUUGUUGCCCAUGUUAGUUAAUGCUAAUUUGCAUUACGUCUCUCAGGCAUGCACGUGGGUUGCGUGUGUCUGGAUAAGAUCAGAUGAUGCUAUUUCAGAGCCACUGUAUGGCCACCUGCACCACAGCGCAGGACUAAAAUGUCAAAACAGAUAACGGCAAAACCUCAAGCUGUCAAAGGGUCUGGACUCAUCCAUUUAAUUUUUUUGGCAACCACUUUUUGAUAUGUUUUUUCAGAUAAAGAAUUUUUGAUUUGUUGUUGUAAAGUUCUCUGUAUGUCAUUGUGUCCUUUUGCUGACAUUAAGACCUUUGGGAUCCAGAGCACAUUAACAAUGUCUAGUCUAUAUGUACAGAGCAAUUUGAGUAAACAGAUUAAAAGAAAAUUAACCGUAUGUUAAAAACAUCUGUAUCCGGAGAAGCAUGAAGCCAGUGAAUCACAUUUUCUCAUUUUGUUGAUUUAUUGCACUCCAUGGCCAUUUUUAACUGACAACAUGUAACUGUUAAAUUCAAUAACAGGUUAUGACUAACAAUAACAUCAUCUUUUCGCAGAUACAGCCAUACUGGGUUUACUUGCCAUGCCCAUGUGGGCAGACACAGUCUAAGUCAUUUUCCAUCACAUCCUGUGAGGAUGUAAUUUAUCAAACACAUUUAAAGUGCAAAAGCUAAGUACAGUACUGCUAUGACUACCCCAUAUGGCUGCAAAUAUACCACAAAUUCUCUUGGUUAAUAGGAUUAAAUAUUGCUAAUGUUUCGGGACAGACUAUAAUUAACUAUAAUUUCCAACACCCCAUUGACCGUAUUGGCAACAGCAAAAGAUAAUGUUAUUUCUGAUGUCGAUGUGAUAGCAGCCACAUAUAAAUACCCAUUCAUAGCACAAGUUCUGGAUUCUGUUUGUGAGAUUAUUUAGCUGUUGUGUUGGAAGGGGACUUUUUCUCAAAGCCUUGACAAAUCACCUCAGAUUUUUACAAAUCUGGUGUUGAAGGUUUAAGGGUAUUUGGUUUGGCUCAACCCAAAAGUAAAAUCUGCUACAUGCACUGGGUUUGUAAUUUGUUAUAAUCGGAGAGGUCCAUUUUUUUAAUUGUAGUCCAACACUGAGUAGACAGUCAGACACAAGCUGACGCAUACACAAAUAUGACAUAACAGUAAAAUGUAAUGAUUAAGGUGCUGUUUACACUAGCAAAAAAUAUGCAGUAAAAAAGCCUAAAUUCAUUUUGAGUGGAUGCACUGCAGAAAACCAUGCUUGGGAUAUACUGUGGCCUAGUCAGUUUUCAGUGAACUUCUAUGUGAUAUUUGCACAUUGUGAAUGCACAGAUGUUUCAACUAGUGCAGUAGCAUAGAAAAAACCUGUUUAGUUUCCCUGUUCUACCAGUAUAAACAGCCCUUAAAGAGGAAGAGGAAAGAGUAAAAAUUCAACAGACUUUGGGACUAAUUGACAGUAAGCUUAGUCAAUUUGAUUGAUAAUUAGUAGUUACAGACCACAACAAAGCUAAUGUUUUUGGCGUAACACUGCAAGUCACAUAACUAAAGCACCUAUCUAGUUCUACUUGAAAAGCGGAAAAUAUUUUCACCCAGUAAUAAUGCCAAAGUUCUAGUAUGCAAGAUUCCAACAGACAUUCAUGUUCCUGGAAUAAAUGUUUUGCCAGACAAAAACAGCAUCAAAAAAGAUAUCUAAGAUUUUUAAAUUAAGAAAUUUUCAAUUAGUUUGUCAAGGGGAUAUGGCUCAGACAAAUCACAUAGUAAAAUGUAGUCCUAAUUCAUCUCUUUGUUUGCUUUGAAACAGAGGGAGUGGAGUUCUACAUGAGAGAGCACAUUUAUAGGAACAACAUAAAAAUUCAACCUUACAUAAAUUUUUACUCUGGGGAAAGCUUUGUGAAAAUUCAGAUAUUCAUAUCAUAUAUCCUCCCCACAAAAGUCUUAUUAGCAC